GCCGGGCGGCCGAGGCCGUGCGGGAGCGCUGAGGGGCCGCGUCCCGCCGCGGGAUGUGGGAGCGGGGCCUGGUGCUGUCCGCCCCCGGGAAGGUGAUCCUGCACGGGGAGCACGCCGUGGUGCACGGCAAGGUGGCCUUGGCCGUGGCUCUGGACCUGCGCACCUUCCUGCGGCUGAGGCCCUGCCCCGAGAGCCGGGUGUGCGUCCGCCUGCCCGGUGUCGGCGUGGUGAGGAGCUGGGACACCCCCCGCCUCCGCGCCCUGCGGGGGAGCUUCGCAGCUGACUUCGAUGAAUCAAAGCCCCCCAGCUUGGAACAGCUGGACACACUGAGGGAGUUUGCUGGAAUUGCUGCUGGAGCCUCAGCUCCCGAGAGCCUGGCUACUCUUGCCUUUCUUUAUCUGUGCCUGGCUAUUUCAGCUAAGUAUGGAGAUGUGCCCAGCGUGGAGGUGCUGGUGUGGUCCGAGCUGCCCACGGGAGCGGGGCUGGGCUCCAGCGCUGCCUACGCCGUCUGCCUGGCCGCGGCGCUGCUGGCGGCCUGCGGAGCCAUCUCCUGCCCGCUGGAGGAGGGACAGCCCGCCGGCAGGUGGACAGAAGAAGAGCUGACUUUGAUUAACAGCUGGGCCUUCCAGGGGGAGCGGGUGAUCCACGGCAAUCCCUCGGGUGUGGAUAAUGCUGUUGGGACCUGGGGUGGAGCCCUGAGAUACCAAUCAGGAAAAAUCACACCAUUAAAGAGGGUGCCAACACUGAGGAUCUUGCUGACAAACACUAAAGUCCCUCGAAGCACCAAGGUCCUGGUCGCUGGUGUCAAAGAGAAGAUGCUGAAGUUCCCUGCUAUAAUGAACCCGGUGCUGGAGUCCAUUGAUGCAAUUUCUCAGGAGUGCCAAAGUGUUCUGGAAGCAAUGCCUGCAAAUCCAUCACCAGAGUAUUACCCUGUGCUGGAGGAGCUCUUUGAUAUAAACCAGCACCACCUAAACGUGAUGGGUGUCGGCCAUCCCUCCCUGGACAGGCUGUGCCAGGUGACAAGGUCCCACGGCCUGCACAGCAAGCUGACCGGGGCUGGCGGGGGCGGCUGCGGCAUCACCCUGCUGAGACCAGACACCUCCCCACUGGCCGUGGAAGCAGCCAAGCAAGACUUAAGUGCCUGUGGAUUCGAGUGCUGGGAGACCAAUAUCGGGGGCCCCGGCGUGACCCUGCACUCCCCCUCCUCGCUGACGGCCCCGGUGCUGCGUGCACUCUCCCAGAGCUGAGCUGCUGCCUCUGGCAAGGCUGGGCUCCUGGCAGCAUGUCCUCAGGGGGCAGCUGUGCCUGCUCUGCUGUCUGGAAACUUCUGUCUGGGUGGCCGAGGGCUUCUAGACACAGAGCCAAUGUUGGGCCUGGUGUCCCUGGGAGCAGUGGCUGCUGUGGGAACCUGGGAGCAACUGCUUGGGCUGGGUGCGAGGUUUGACCCAGGCUCUCAAAAUCUUGUUUUAAAUUUACUGAACUGCUGUGCUAAUCCUGAAGGGCAGGUGAGAGAGGGGCUUGGCUGGAUUCCAGCAUGGAUAAUGACACUUUGCUUGGUUCUGUUGCUUAGGAUGCAUGUGGUGUAUCUUCCCUUCUCUCCGGUGUCCCGCGGGGCGGGCAGCACAGCAUGUGAGGUGGAUGUGCAGAGUGCUCUGACAUUUUUGGGUGAAAAGCAUCUUGGCAGCUCAGGGCUUGACACUCAGGUCUCUGUUUCUCUUGGAUUGCAAUUCAGGGGGGAGAGGAAACUUUUAAAUAUGCCUCCUACCUGCUGCUAAUUAUGAAUUGGGUAUUAAACUGAGAAAACACAUUUCUAAUGAAACUAUCACUGUUUCUGCUCUUUCCUGCAAUCUCUGCCUGGGCUGAUAAACAGGGUCCUGUGACCAGGCUCUGGUUCCUGCUCACGUGUUGAAGGUCUGGUUCAAACUGUCACGUGUGAGGAGGGUGGCUGAAGGCAAGGAAAUCUGAACGUUCCCCUUGCCAUGGCUGUUCUGGGUUCUCUCACACUUCAGCCUUCAACCAACUUCAAUUCCCCUGCCUGUCCUGUUGAGAGUGUAAAACGUGCCACGAGGGGAGGCUGUGAUGGAGGGGGGUCAGGACAGAGCAACAUGGAUUUGGUUUGGUUUGAAGUAGUUCGUUUUAAAUAGGAAAAAAAAAAAACAAACCACCAACCACCUCCUUAAAAGCUGACCAUAGCUUGCAACUGGCAAACUGUGAAACCUAAAUGCAUUUAAACUCAUUACACAAAUGUAAAUGCAGUUUUUAGUGUUGAAAUUUUAAUGAGUUGAACCACAGAACUAAAGGGAAUUGGUAGGUAAGUGGCUGAAGCCAGAGGAUCCUGAAGGAAUAAGCUGACUCUCAGUGGCUGGGGUGCCGUCUUCACCUGCCAGAGAGAUUUUAUCAUUGUGCUGUUUGUCUGGGGUUUUUUAAGGGUAGCUCUGUUCAAAAGUGCUUAAUUCAAAGCUGGGUAAUAGAUGUUCAGGGGAGUGGGAAGUUACCUUCCUCUUCCAGUGCAGGCAUAAAAAAAUAGGAGAAGUUGAGCUGUACUAGCUCUGAAAUCCCAGCGUUGUGAUGACCAGCUUUAGUUCACUGAUCAGGUGUAAAACUGUCUCUGCUUUUAAUAAAUUGGUGGGGUUUUAUGUGCAAAGCGUUCUUUGAUAAUUAUGCUGGAUACAAAAGGGAAAAAACCCCUUACACUGCUUCAAUACAAACAGGUUUCAGAUGCUGGGUUUCUACAUGUCUAAUUACAAUUACAAUUUGCAUCCGAGAGCGGCUUUACGCUAAUCACAAGUCAGAAAGCCUGAUAAAUAAUUUACCAUUUUCUAAUACAGUGUAAUCAAUGUGAGGAGCUGGAAGUGUGUUGACUACAACCACUUAAAUGUGUCUGUAGUUUCUCCUGGUUAGCACAAAGAAAUGCCAAAUUCAGUGCGAAGAAACUUCACUUCAAAACAACAUGUCUGGGCUUGAAAAGAAAUAAUCAACAUUUUUAUUCA
Apus apus (common swift) is the source of this 2990-nucleotide messenger RNA. RefSeq names its product mevalonate kinase (gene MVK). Lineage: Eukaryota; Metazoa; Chordata; Aves; Apodiformes; Apodidae. The record is from RefSeq and is a predicted model, not a curated record. Gene Ontology annotation, biological process: isoprenoid biosynthetic process; cholesterol biosynthetic process. Bases 54 to 1247 code for a protein of 397 amino acids. The transcript has 10 exons. Gene Ontology annotation, cellular component: cytoplasm. Gene Ontology annotation, molecular function: mevalonate kinase activity; ATP binding.